This is a messenger RNA of Knipowitschia caucasica, 1815 nucleotides long. NCBI's taxonomy places the organism in Eukaryota, Metazoa, Chordata, Actinopteri, Gobiiformes, Gobiidae. The record is from the annotation of a GenBank genome assembly.
AUGGGCUUCUGUGAGGGCGGGGACCUGUACCACCGCCUCAAGCACCAGCAGGGGGCGCUACUGCCAGAGACUCAGGUGGUCGAGUGGUUCGUCCAGAUCGCUAUGGCUCUGCAGUACCUCCAUGACAGACACAUCCUCCACAGAGACCUAAAGACUCAGAACAUCUUCUUAACAAAGACCAACAUCAUCAAAGUUGGAGAUUUGGGAAUCGCAAAAGUUCUGGAGAAUCAUUCUGACAUGGCCAUGACUCUGAUCGGCACGCCUUACUACAUGAGCCCUGAGCUGCUGUGUAACAGGCCAUACAACCACAAGUCGGACGUGUGGGCGCUGGGCUGCUGCGUGUACGAGAUGUGUACGCUGAAACACGCCUUCAACGCCAAAGACAUCAACUCCCUGGUCUAUCGCAUCGUGGAGGGAAAGUCUCCUCCAACAGUCUCCAACCGUCUCCUCCAACAGUCUCCUCCAACAGUCUCCUCCAACAGUCUCCUCCAACAGUCUCCAACCGUCUCCUCCAACAGUCUCCUCCAACCGUCUCCUCCAACCGUCUCCUCCAACCGUCUCCUCCAACAGUCUCCAACAGUCACCUCCAACAGUCUCCUCCAACCGUCUCCUCCAAAAGUCUCCUCCAACAGUCUCCUCCAACAGUCUCCUCCAACAGUCUCCUCCAACAGUCUCCUCCAACCGUCUCCUCCAACAGUCUCCUCCAACAGUCUCCUCCAACAGUCUCCUCCAACCGUCUCCUCCAACAGUCUCCAACAGUCACCUCCAACAGUCUCCUCCAACCGUCUCCUCCAAAAGUCUCCUCCAACAGUCUCCUCCAACAGUCUCCUCCAACAGUCUCCUCCAACAGUCUCCUCCAACCGUCUCCUCCAACAGUCUCCUCCAACAGUCUCCUCCAACAGUCUCCUCCGACAGUCUCCUCCGACAGUCUCCUCCAACCGUCUCCUCCAACAGUCUCCUCCAACAGUCUCCCUGAACAGUCUCCUCCAACAGUCUCCUCCAACAGUCUCCUCCAACAGUCUCCUCCGACAGUCUCCUCCAACCGUCUCCUCCGACAGUCUCCUCCAACCGUCUCCUCCAACAGUCUCCUCCAACAGUCUCCUCCAACAGUCUCCUCCAACAGUCUCCUCCAACCGUCUCCUCCAACAGUCUCCUCCAACCAUCUCCUCCAACAGUCUCCUCCAACAGUCUCCUCCAACAGUCUCCUCCAACUGUCUCCUCCAACAGUCUCCUCCAACCGUCUCCUCCAACAGUCUCCUCCAACUGUCUCCUCCAACAGUCUCCUCCAACAGUCUCCUCCAACAGUCUCCUCCAACCGUCUCCUCCAACCGUCUCCUCCAACCGUCUCCUCCAACAGUCUCCUCCAACCGUCUCCUCCAACCGUCUCCUCCAACAGUCUCCUCCAACAGUCUCCUCCAACAGUCUCCUCCAACAGUCUCCUCCAACCGUCUCCUCCAACCGUCUCCUCCAACAGUCUCCUCCAACAGUCUCCUCCAACAGUCUCCUCCAACCAUCUCCUCCAACAGUCUCCUCCAACAGUCUCCUCCAACAGUCUCCUCCAACUGUCUCCUCCAACAGUCUCCUCCAACCGUCUCCUCCAACAGUCUCCUCCAACUGUCUCCUCCAACAGUCUCCUCCAACAGUCUCCUCCAACAGUCUCCUCCAACCGUCUCCUCCAACCGUCUCCUCCAACAGUCUCCUCCAACAGUCUCCUCCAACAGUCUCCUCCAACAGUCUCCUCCAACAGGAACCACAGUUUUACAGAUGAACCAACAGAAACACGUCACCAUCAGUAGAGUUCUGUCAGACACAUGA